Molecule: messenger RNA, 781 nt
Organism: Lotus japonicus
Lineage: Eukaryota; Viridiplantae; Streptophyta; Magnoliopsida; Fabales; Fabaceae
Exons: 2
Coding region: 65-664 (199 amino acids)
Source: RefSeq, a predicted model, not a curated record
CAAGUCUUUUUUGCUAUAGAAGUAACCUUGCAUUCUGGUUCUGGUAACAACUCCACUGCAAAUAAUGGUGUUGCCCAAGUUCUCUCUGCUCUUCUGGCUUCUCCUUUCUUUCAAUGUCAUUCUCUUGAUAAAUUACCCAACUGAAUGUGCUGAUGAUGAGAAAGAUAACCUUUAUCAGGGUAUCAAUAAGUAUCGAGCAUCAAUAAACCUGAAAGCUCUAGCAAAGAAUGAAAAUGCUGAUUGUCUUGCUGAUCAAAUAGCUGAACAAUUCAAGAAUCAACCCUGCACAAACACCACAGGUGCUAACACAGUCCCAGGGACAGAGCCUCAAUUCUCCAACUACCCAAACCUUUUAGCUAAAUGCCACUUGGCUAUUUCCGACACACAGGACAGAACUGUCAUGCCUGCUUGUGUUCCUAACCUGGUUCCGAGCCUCGUCCUCUCGAAUUUCACGGGAUCUCUUUAUUCAGAUAGUCUCAACGACACAAAGUACACAGGAAUUGGAAUUGGUUCAGAAGAUAACUGGAUUGUUGUUGUCUUAACCACCAAUACACCUGCAGGAAACUUUGCUCCAUAUAGUUCUAAUGGUGCCAAUUUGAUUUCCAAAAUGGGAUUGAUUCAUUGUUCAAUGCUAGUAUUAGUUGGCAUCGUUUUCCUGUUAUGAAACUCAUAGUGUGGCUAUGGGCAAUGCUUCAUUGUUACAAUUUUGUUCCAAAUAAAGGUUUUAUUUGUGUCAGUGUAAACUGAAAAUAAUGAAGACAAUAGUUUUUUUCUGGAGGAA